Molecule: messenger RNA, 666 nt
Organism: Talaromyces stipitatus ATCC 10500
Lineage: Eukaryota; Fungi; Ascomycota; Eurotiomycetes; Eurotiales; Trichocomaceae
Exons: 2
Coding region: 1-666 (221 amino acids)
Source: RefSeq, a predicted model, not a curated record
AUGGUGUACACUCUAUUGCGAUAUCUACAGGAACCCAAUCCAAGGCUACGCGUUUUCGAAAGAGCGAGCACCUUCACUCAAGGCGGACAAUGGCAGUCUAUAGAAAGGAUUGAAAACUGGCCGGAGUUUGCUGAUCUCAAAAGGAAGUUCCUAGGCCGACUGGAUAGACCGAUUGAGCCCGAUUCCCUCACAAAAGUGGCCGAGCAAAGUGGCUUCAACAGCAUUUACGAUGAAAAUGGUCUGGCGCAACUUCACGGCACAACAAUUGUAAUACCGGUGGGCAAGGCUCUGCCUGAGGACACUUUCAUCAGGCCUGGUGGUGAAAUUAGCGUUGACCAACCUGAUCUUCGCCCUGAUUGGGGUGCAACUAUGGAAACCGCAUCCGGCGGUCGUCGGCCCAUCGUAUGUGGAGAUACAAAACUUGGUUGGAAUGUACACGCAGCUGCGAGAAUAGUUGGUAGUAACCGACAUGGAUACGAGGAUGUAGAAGGACGUCACCUCGUCCUCCCAUUGGAGCAACUUCAACAUUAUUGCCUGGGUUUCGACUAUGUUGUCAUUUCAUACUGUCGCCUGAAUCGAAACGUUCUCCGCGGCCAAAAAGGACUCAAAGGGGUUAUCAUCAACACGCGCGAAUUCAGUCCACUUCAACGGCAUCGAGCGGAUUAG